This is a messenger RNA of Cyclopterus lumpus (lumpfish), 2361 nucleotides long. It is a transcript of the gene traf3ip2a, whose product is annotated as TRAF3 interacting protein 2a. The record is from RefSeq and is a predicted model, not a curated record. The coding region runs from base 79 to 1407 and encodes 442 amino acids. NCBI's taxonomy places the organism in Eukaryota, Metazoa, Chordata, Actinopteri, Perciformes, Cyclopteridae. The transcript is spliced from 10 exons. Gene Ontology annotation, biological process: positive regulation of canonical NF-kappaB signal transduction; humoral immune response.
ACAACAGGUUUGUGCUGUGGCUGAGGAAUAAGCAGACCUAAGAGAAGAGGCAAUAGACACGUUUUCCUCAGUGACAAGAUGGACUCUUUUAAAGGGCCCUGCCCGCACCAGAGGGCUCCUGUUGAGACGGAUGAGAGCAUGACAUCCUCAAGUCUGGACUUGGCCUGGUUUCCUGCUUGCAAACAGUGCAGUUGCCAUCCAGAGACCAGCCUGCAGAAACAUAGCUAUGGGCAAGCCAGGGGGCCAGCGCACAACGACGACCAGUGGAGACUCCCUGGGGACCAGCACCAGCAGGAUCCCAGAGCAGCCUAUCGCGGUGCCCCCCAACCUUGUUCCGUCACAUCUUCACGUCCGGGACAGACGAACAGCCUCCUCCCUGCAGGUGGUUGGCCUCAUAGUCUCAGAGAGCAGGCGCUGUUGUAUGAACGGGGUCCCGUGGGGGACCACAGCAGAGGCAUCGCUGGCCCUUCAGACUGGCCCCAUGGUCACUCUGUCCAGGAGGCGUUGGAGCCUCCUUUCUCACUCAAGUCUGAAGUUAACUGCACCCACGAUGUCCCACCACAAUACCCAGCAGCAUGCAUGAACGGCCCCAAUCCAAUGCAGGGGAGUCAUGUUCGACAGUGUGCGUGCUGCCCUCCAGCAAAUAUGCCCCGUCACAAUGAUAAUUAUAAUUAUCAUUUUAAGCGCAACUACCCAGGGGAUCCAUGCGACGAGCCUCACCGCUACCAACAGUCACGGAAUCCCCCCCACGGUAGGCUGCCAUCUAAAUAUGCUCCAAAUACCCACUAUGGGUCUGUGCCUCAGCGCGUGGGCCCUCCUCGAGAAGUGAUGCACGAGGUCGACGUGUACCGCUCCCUCCAGGCCAGUCCAGGGCCGGCCACGAGGGAGAUCCGGAGGAUCAUCAGCCUGUCUGAGGAGUACAGGAAUGUUUUCAUCACGUAUUCAGUGGACACAGCCGAAGAAAUCCUUACAUUCACCAAGUUUCUGACUGAUCAGGGGUUCAACCCAGCAAUCGACAUCUUUGAUAAUCCGAUCCGAAGAAUGGGCAUCAACAAAUGGAUGGACAGCUUUUUGAAUGACAAAUCAGUCAUCAUCAUCGUGGUCAUCAGCCCUAGGUACAGGCAGGAUGUGGAGGGAGAUGGAGAUGACGAGCACGGCCUGCACACCAAGUACAUUCACAAUCAGAUUCAACAUGAGUUCAUCCAACAAGGCUGCCUGAACUUCAGACUGGUACCCGUGUUGUUUCCGAAUGCAUUCAAGAGACACGUCCCCAACUGGCUGCAGAGCACCAGGAUCUACCACUGGCCCCGGGACACCCAGGACCUGCUGCUGCGCCUGCUCAGGGAGGAGCGCUACAUCAUCCCACAGCGGGGGGCGGACCUCACCCUCACCGUUCGGCCCCUCUGAGAAAAUCUGAUAAAAGGACAGACGCACAAAAAAAAAAAGCACAUUGUUCAUUUGGCCGGAGCCUCCCUCGAGGAGGACGGUUAAUGCGACAGCAGUUUAGUUGUUAUGUGUUUUCUUUUUGGAGCUUGACGUUUUUAUUUAGAUUCAUGAUUCAUUUUGACUGCGUUUCAAAUCCCAGUUAUAUACUCUGAAUACCGGUCAAUCGGGCUCCGCAUUAUUAACAUAUCACUCUACAAAAGUUCCCUAUUUAUUUCCAGCAAGACUCUGUGGGUUUGUGACUCUGAGUGAGCCUUUUCACAUACAUCCCAUUCAACAUGAAAGUAUAUGUAUGUACCGGUAUGUUCAGUGCAGCUUGAAGGAGAGACAUCUUGAAUUACAGCGGCCAUGCUCAAAGACGAAUGUAUCGCAAAGGGGAAAAUGAUAAGCAGAAAAAAAACAUUCUGUGAGGCUAAAUCCCGACAGUAGGAGUUAGUUAAAUCAAACGCUCUGACAAAAAAAAUAGAAGAAAAAAAAACCUCUUGUGUCUUUUGGAGCUCGUUCAGCUGCUUUCAUUGAAAAAGAGUUGGCAACAUUCCCAACCCUUUAAUCUUGCAAGGCCACUUUAAAAAGUAAUUUCAAAAUCAUCAUCACAGACUUAUUGAUUGAAUUAUCUUCUUCAUGUUUUAUUAUGUUAUUAUUUGAGCCUAAUAAUAAUAAUAUGAUUUUCCAUUAUUUAUAUUUGUUAAUAUUGUUGAAUAGAUCAUAAUAAACACUGAGAAAGACUAAUUAUUACAGCGGCAUACUGCUACAUUGUAUUUCUUGAGCCUAUAUCUCUCACCAGUAGGGGGCACCAUAUGCCAAAUAAUAACUCCCUGCCUUGGUUACCUCUGCAUGGACACUUCCAUCCAAUAUUCCAUUAGGUUAUUGGCAUUCUGUUUUCAUGAUACUUUUAAAUAAAUGCCUUUGUUUUAACUA